Candidula unifasciata is the source of this 1539-nucleotide messenger RNA. The record is from the annotation of a GenBank genome assembly. Lineage: Eukaryota; Metazoa; Mollusca; Gastropoda; Stylommatophora; Geomitridae.
AUGUCCUGGCCCAAUUUUUGCCAUGAGGAAAGGGCCAUAUGGCAGGAACUGGUGGACAUCUUACAGGUGCAUAUCAACAGUGCGGGGAUAACCGCUGAUCAGUUUAAGGUCAUGGACCGCGAAGCUGUGAACUGCUUCCAAGAGAGCGGUUCUAACAUGGCAGAGAUUCUGGUGCGCAUGUACUUGACCAACAUCACGCACCAGUUUGACAGAAACCUGACCCUGCAAUGUGCUACCAUUCUACAGGCGGGAGUUCCGUUUGAGGACCGCAAGAAUUCCAUCAUUAACACUAGACUACUGGCUAUCAAUGUCUACGACAGGGAGGAUAGACAAGAUGGUCAAACUACAAGCGAUGGCAACCUCGGGAAUGGAGAGGAUUUCACUGAUGAAGAUUCAACUGACCAUCGGGUCAGUCUAGCGAUCGCCUUGGCUGUUGUUGGUGGCUGUUGCUGUAUUGGAUUAAUCAUUCUACAGGUUGUUGUGCGACGCCGAAACAAAGACAGCAGUGGUAGCCCCUUGCCUUCAGUCAACAGCAGUUAUACUCACAGCAGUUCAGAUUCUAUCCAGCUGGCCUCGGUGAUCAAGUCACGGCCUAACAGCGGGCUAGUCAACCCAGGCUUGGAUAUUCUCGAGCCACCGGAUCCGUCACAUCCGAUGAAUUUUAUGCAACUGUCCAACUUCUGCAUGGACAUGAGGAAAAUUGAGGAAGAGUACGAGAAACUACCACAAAGAAUGCCACGUCCAUCCAUGGUGCCUGCCGGGGAGGAGGAUAAAAACAGAUAUGCAAACAUUCUGCCUCUUGUGCAUACAAGAGUAAAACUGUUACAAGAUGGCCCUGUUCCAAGAUCGUCAUACAUCAACGCUAACUACGUCACUGGACCAAACAACCAGUGUCAGUAUUACAUUGCCACCCAGGCUCCCACCGAAAAGACCACAAUUGAUUUCUGGACCAUGAGUUUGGCAACAAGGAUGCCAGACUAUUGUCAUGCUUACGGACAUGGAGGAACAGGGGCAGGUAUUUACUGGCCGGAACUUGUUGGGAAAAGUGCAGCUCACAAAUAUGGUGACUUUCUUAUAGAGCUGAUUCGGAAAGAUGUUCAUCAAGAAUACAUCGUCUCUCAACUGGAGAUCAAUAACCAAAGGAAAAUCGAAACCAGACAAAUCGAUCAUUUCUGGUAUACCUGCUGGCCUCCACACGGACUGCCAGAGCCCAUUUCAUUGGUCAAGCUCGUCCUUGAUGUCCGGCCAAAAUAUGAGAGCGGUACCUCACCAUUGGUGGUUCACUGCAGCCCGGGGACUGGUCGGACAUGCACGUUCAUCGCUCUUGAUUUGUGCAUGAAACAGUUUGAAACUAAAAGUAUUGUGGAUGUAAUGAAGACUGUUCAUUCUAUACGUCAGGAACGUGCAGGUGCUAUUCAGAACAAGGAACAGUAUACCCUGUUGUACAAUGCAGUUCAUGAAUACGCUGCUAUAGUCAUGACCCCUGGGAUUUCUGCAACUUCUUCUGCAGCGACUCUCCAGGCGUUGUUGUCAAGCUGA